Molecule: messenger RNA, 732 nt
Organism: Nipponia nippon (crested ibis)
Lineage: Eukaryota; Metazoa; Chordata; Aves; Pelecaniformes; Threskiornithidae
Product: fibrinogen-like protein 1-like protein
Source: RefSeq, a predicted model, not a curated record
AUGGUGGAAAGCUCGGCACGGGAGGGUGCACCACUGGGUUCCUGCUCUCUGCUCAGCCGUGCUGUUGUGAUGGGGCUCCAGGCUGGGACAAGUUGGCUCCGUGGGGACCUUGUCCUCCUACCCACAGUGGUGGCAAUGCUUCUCCUCUGUGCAAGUGCUGGCCCAGCAGCACCCACUGCCAGCUCCCGGGGUGGGUUCCCUGCAGAUUGCAGCCAUCUCCGCAAGACCAGCCCCAGCGGGGUGUAUGUCAUCCAGCCGGCAGGAUCUCCCCCACGGGUGGUGUGGUGCGACAUGGACACCGAAGGCAAGGGCUGGACUGUCGUCCAGAGAAACUCUCAUGACACUGAGCUCACGUGGAAGCAAUCCUGGACCACCUACAAGUAUGGCUUCGGGAACGUGCAGGGUGAUCACUGGAUGGGCACUGAGUACCUGCACCUGCUGACACAGCAGGGCACCUACAAGGUCCGCUUCAUUGUACGGAAUAAAGCCAACAUCACCCAUUACGCCGAGUACGACAUCUUCAGGGUGGAGAGUGAGGCUAGCGGGUACCCGCUGAGGCUGGGCCGAUUUUCAGGUGAUGGGGAUGACUAUCUGACCAGCUAUCACCCCAAGAAGGGGGGCAUACACGACAACAUGAAGUUCAGCACAACCGACAAGGACCAGGACCAGUACAGCGGGAACUGCGCCAACAGCUACGGGGGCUGGUGGUAUGACAGGUGCCAGAACUGCUGA